AUGUCCAUCCCACCUAUGAGUGAAACAGCAGCAAGUGAAGUGAAAUGCAUAGAAGUGAAAUGCAUAGAAGUGAAAUGCAUAGAAGUGAAAUGCAUAGAAGUGAAAUGCAUAGAAGUGAAAUGCAUAGAAGUGAAAUGCAUAGAAGUGAAAUGCAUAGAAGUGAAAUGCAUAGAAGUGAAAUGCAUAGAAGUGAAAUGCAUAGAAGUGAAAUGCAUAGAAGUGAAAUGCAUAGAAGUGAAAUGCAUAGAAGUGAAAUGCAUAGAAGUGAAAUGCAUAGAAGUGAAAUGCAUAGAAGUGAAAUGCAUAGAAGUGAAAUGCAUAGAAGUGAAAUGCAUAGAAGUGAAAUGCAUAGAAGUGAAAUGCAUAGAAGUGAAAUGCAUAGAAGUGAAAUGCAUAGAAGUGAAAUGCAUAGAAGUGAAAUGCAUAGAAGUGAAAUGCAUAGAAGUGAAAUGCAUAGAAGUGAAAUGCAUAGAAGUGAAAUGCAUAGAAGUGAAAUGCAUAGAAGUGAAAUGCAUAGAAGUGAAAUGCAUAGAAGUGAAAUGCAUAGAAGUGAAAUGCAUAGAAGUGAAAUGCAUAGAAGUGAAAUGCAUAGAAGUGAAAUGCAUAGAAGUGAAAUGCAUAGAAGUGAAAUGCAUAGAAGUGAAAUGCAUAGAAGUGAAAUGCAUAGAAGUGAAAUGCAUAGAAGUGAAAUGCAUAGAAGUGAAAUGCAUAGAAGUGAAAUGCAUAGAAGUGAAAUGCAUAGAAGUGAAAUGCAUAGAAGUGAAAUGCAUAGAAGUGAAAUGCAUAGAAGUGAAAUGCAUAGAAGUGAAAUGCAUAGAAGUGAAAUGCAUAGAAGUGAAAUGCAUAGAAGUGAAAUGCAUAGAAGUGAAAUGCAUAGAAGUGAAAUGCAUAGAAGUGAAAUGCAUAGAAGUGAAAUGCAUAGAAGUGAAAUGCAUAGAAGUGAAAUGCAUAGAAGUGAAAUGCAUAGAAGUGAAAUGCAUAGAAGUGAAAUGCAUAGAACGCAAAUGUCAGCUUUAUGCUAUUUCAAGCCACAUGUAUAAGAUUUACGUCGCUAGAAUCCGAUACCACGUUUCUCAAGCUGGGAGCCCACCCAUUCCACCAGCUGUCGUCACCACAUUCAACAACGCGCGCUCGACCCUGGUGGGACCUUCUGUUUGUGUAAACAACCGGCUGGCGGCGUAUGCUGACAGCUCGGUUCACUUGGCACGUUAG
Molecule: messenger RNA, 1212 nt
Organism: Schistocerca serialis cubense
Lineage: Eukaryota; Metazoa; Arthropoda; Insecta; Orthoptera; Acrididae
Product: keratin-associated protein 10-4-like
Exons: 3
Coding region: 1-1212 (403 amino acids)
Source: RefSeq, a predicted model, not a curated record